AAUGGGAUCCGUAUCAGCAUCAUCAAAGUCUUUGACAUUCAGGGUGACUAGACAAAAGCCUGAGCUGGUCCGUCCGGCCAAAUCCACUCCUCGGGAAUGCAAGCUCCUCUCCGACAUCGACGAUCAAGAGGCUCUUCGGAUUCAAAUCCCUUUCAUCCAAUUUUACCGUAACCGCGAUGAUCCUGGCAUUAAUGAGAGCAGGAGGAGAUCAGACCCCGUGAAGGUGAUCAGGGAGGCUAUUGCAAAGGCUCUGGUGUUCUACUACCCGUUGGCAGGGCGUCUCAGAGAAGGCCCUGGAAGAAAGCUGAUGGUUGAGUGCACGGGAGAGGGUGUUCUUUUCAUUGAAGCCGAUGCAGACGUGACGCUGGAGCAGUUUGGGGAUGCAAUUCAGCCUCCAUUCCCAUGCCUGGAGGAGCUCCUCUAUGACGUUCCUCACUCUGGAGGAAUCCUUCACUGUCCUAUAGUGCUUAUACAGGUAACUCGUUUAAGAUGCGGCGGUUUCAUCUUCGCACUACGCAUGAAUCACACCAUUGCUGAUGGUGUUGGAAUCGCUCAAUUCAUGAAUGCUGUGGGAGAAAUCGCACGGGGAGCGUCCGCCCCAUCUAUACAGCCAGUAUGGCAGAGGGAGCUCCUGUAUGCUAGAGACCCGCCAAGGGUGACGUGCACCCACCACGAAUACGACGAGGUAGUCGUCGAUACCAAGGGAACCAUCGUUCCCCUGGACGACAUGGUCCAUCGCUCUUUCUUCUUUGGUCCGGCAGAGGUCUCAGCUCUGAGAAAAUCCAUCCCUCUUGACCUCAGUCACAAGUGUUCGACGUUUGAUAUUCUGACAGCCUUCCUUUGGCGCUGCCAAACCAUCGCCCUCCAAUACGAUCCCAACGAGGAAGUCCGCGUGAUCUGCAUUGUUAAUGCCCGCUUCAAGUUCAAUCCACCCUUGCCCCAAGGAUACUACGGCAAUGCCAUAGCAUAUCCAACGGCGCUGACGACGGCCGGACAGCUAUGUGAGAAGCCUGUGGGAUAUGCAGUGGAGUUGGUGACCAAGGCCAAACGUGUUGUGACGGAAGAUUACAUGAAAUCUGUGGCUGAUUUAAUGGUUAUCAAAGGGAGGCCUCGUGUCACUCUGGUGAGGACUUAUCUUGCAUCGGAUGUUACCCGGGCUGGGCUCAAUGAGGCGGACUUUGGUUGGGGGAAGCCGGUGUAUGGGGGGCCGGCCGAAGGUACUGUGGCCAGCUUUCACAUACCCUUCAAGAACAAGAAGGGGGAGACAGGAAGAGUAGUUCCUAUUUUUCUACCAGGUCUUGCAUUGGACAGAUUUGUGAACGAGCUGGAAAACUUCUUUUUGAGCCACAAUGUGAGGCCCCAUUUCCGCCGUACCACAUCGAGACUUUGAGGAAUGAAAUAAUCAGUUUGAAGGGUAAAUUACGGUAAUGUGACCUCCUUGUAGUUUUAUCAAUUAUUAUCGCAUGAUCUCCUAAAGUUUUAAAAUAUCCACUUUACCCCCUUAUACUUUUAUGUAAAGUGAAGGCUUGUGGAAAAU
Messenger RNA from Coffea eugenioides, 1537 nucleotides. RefSeq names its product benzyl alcohol O-benzoyltransferase-like. The coding region runs from base 2 to 1390 and encodes 462 amino acids. NCBI's taxonomy places the organism in Eukaryota, Viridiplantae, Streptophyta, Magnoliopsida, Gentianales, Rubiaceae. The transcript has 2 exons. The record is from RefSeq and is a predicted model, not a curated record.